Molecule: messenger RNA, 1065 nt
Organism: Cyanidioschyzon merolae strain 10D
Lineage: Eukaryota; Rhodophyta; Bangiophyceae; Cyanidiales; Cyanidiaceae
Product: L-lactate dehydrogenase
Exons: 1
Coding region: 1-1065 (354 amino acids)
Biological process (GO): carboxylic acid metabolic process
Cellular component (GO): cytoplasm
Molecular function (GO): L-lactate dehydrogenase (NAD+) activity
Source: RefSeq, a predicted model, not a curated record
AUGACGUCGGGGAUCGACGAGGCAGCGGCUGAGCUUCAGGGAAGUCUCUUUGGGGAGGUCUCGCCUGCGAUCGACUCGCCGGGUGCGGCGCUUGCACGUUCGUACCCGGUCCGCAUCACCGUGGUUGGAGCUGGUGACGUUGGCGUUGCUUGCGCCUAUAAUAUUUUGACCCGAGAUAUUUGUAGUGAGCUGGUACUGGUGGACGUUCUCAAGGACAAACUCAAGGGUCAAGUUAUGGACUUGCAGCAUGGAGGUGCGUUCUACAGCACCCGCAUCCGGGCUGCCGAGUCCUACGAGGAUACAGCACAUUCGGCAGUAUGUAUUAUAACGGCAGGUGUGCGUCAGCGGCCCGGAGAAAGUCGUCUUGAGCUCAUGGAUCGCAAUGCCGCAUUGUUCAAAGGCAUUAUUCCGCCCCUGGUGCAGUAUUCGCCGAACACAAUCCUGUUGGUUGUGAGUAACCCCGUUGAUCUAUUGACACAUCUAGCGUGGCAGAUGAGUGGCUUGCCCCGCGAACGUGUGAUUGGCUCAGGGACAUAUUUGGACUCUUCGCGUUUCCGCACACUUCUGGCGCAGCGGCUGGGCAUCGAUACCGCUUCUGUCCAGGCCAUGGUACUGGGCGAGCACGGAGACUCCUCGUUCGUGUACCGGAGUGGUAUUACGGUUGGUGGCGUGCCGUUGCGAACAUGCUUCGAGCGCAUGACCGACGCUGCGAGCGCGUCCACAGCAUUCUAUGAUCUGGUGAAAGGUGUCCAUCAGCAAGUUGUAGCCGCGGCUUACGAGGUCAUUAAGCUGAAAGGCUACACCAACUGGGCCAUUGGCAGCGCUGUUGGAAGCAUCGUUACAACGAUUGUGCAUGAUCGGCGCAAAGUGCUGCCAAUAACGACGCAUGCGGGCUCGUUGCGAGGCCUCGAGUCGGCGGAUGUAUUCUUGUCGUUGCCUUGUGUGCUAGGUCGGAAUGGUGUCGUUGAAGUACUACAAAUACUGCCGUUCAUGGAAAGUGACGAGAAAGAAGACCUCCAAUCCAGUAUAGAGGCACUCCAGAGCACGCCGAAGAAAGCAUCUUGA